Microplitis demolitor is the source of this 1089-nucleotide messenger RNA. Its product is annotated as allergen Tha p 1. The coding region runs from base 358 to 906 and encodes 182 amino acids. The record is from RefSeq and is a predicted model, not a curated record. The transcript is spliced from 3 exons. Lineage: Eukaryota; Metazoa; Arthropoda; Insecta; Hymenoptera; Braconidae.
GGCGCUCUAGUAGCCGUGCAGCGUUGUUGCGGCUAUUUUACGUUUUUACUCGUGAAUUCAAAAUAUUAAGAAUACAGAGAAUUCAUUAUUUUUUUGACAUUAAUUUAUAUACCUUAAUGCGACACUUAAACACUCAAAGUAAAAUAUAUAAGUACAUAAUUUUAGGGAUAUUGUCAAAAGGUGAGUAAGUCGGAGCUUUCAUAUAUCUAUAUAACGACAAUGGGGUAUUAUAUUAUAUUAGUUAAACUCAGAACUCAGUAAUGAGUCAACUUUCGUCAAGAAUGCAGUGAAUUUUAAUCUGUUUACUAAUGCGUGACAAAAAUUUAGUUAAAUUUUUAAAUUCAUUACCGAAUAAACAUGCACCAUAUUGGAAAAAUUAUAGUAGCUGUUUUAGCAGCUAUUUCAUUUAAAUUAAACACAAAAACAUACUCUGAUCAAAUAGAAUCAGAAAUAAAAAAUAGUUUUUUAAGUAGAUUUUUUUGUGUUAUUGGUGAAGAUUCCUGUGAUGAAUUUGGAGAACGAAUAAAACGUCAUAUGAGUGAUAUUCUUGAAAACCAGUGUUCAAAAUGUUCAUUACAAAUGCAAGCAGUGGGAUGUGUAGCAAUACCGUAUUUACAGAAUGAGUUUCCCGAUUUAUGGGAAUUUCUUUUAAAAAAAUAUGACAAUAAUCAAUCUCAGAAGUUGUCCAUGGAUUCAUAUUUUUUAAAAGCUUAUAACUGUCUUAUUUUUGACAUUAAUUGUGAUUCAUCUCUACAACUAUUGAGAAAAGCAUUGCCGUUUUUACUAAAAUAUAAUAUUUGUCCAGGAUGUGAUGAUAUAUCUAUGCUAUUUAACCAACAGCUGAAAUUGGCACAAAAAAAAUUUCCUACUUUCUGGAAAGAAGUUUGGGACAAAUACGCCCUGUAAAUACUAAGAUAAUUUUUUUUUACAUUUAAUUGAGAAAUUAAUUAACUAAAUUACAUUUUUUUUAAUUAUUUAAAUACAUUUAUUUAUAAUUAAUGAACUUUUUUAUAUUGCAUAAAAAUAAAUUAAGACAAACAAAAUAAUUAUAAUACUGGAUUAAAAUUUUUAUAAAUUUAAUUAAUUAAA